AUGCUCUACGUAGCCGAGCUACUCAAUCGGGAAAAGGAUCUAGUCGAGGUAAAGAAAGGCGUUACUCAUAUGAAUGUCACAGUCAAAUACCUUCCUGUUCCACUUGGCAAAGUCAGAUUUCAUACCAUGAUAUCAACUUCUUUGAAGCAGCUUACCCAGAUGGGAUUCACGCAGAAAGAUCUUGAAGAUGUGAAAUCUAUUUUCGCAGACACCAGUCUUUAUCUUCUUGGGCUGACCGUUUUCGUCUCGUCAGUCCAUCUCCUUUUCGAUGUGUUAUCAUUCAAGAAUGACAUAUCCUUUUGGCGCACCCGCGAAUCCAUGGUUGGGCUUUCCACGAAGGCUUUGUUGUGGCGAUGUUUUUCAUACACAGUCAUUUUCUUCUACCUAAAGGAUCAGCAUACCAGUAUGCUAGUGAUUGCUCCCGCUGGAAUUUCUGUUUUGAUUGAAUUCUGGAAGUUGAAAAAAGCUUUCAAGGUAUGGUGCCAUUUUUUUAUGUGGCAGCAAGAUCUGUUAGUCAUCAAAGUAAUUUAA
Cooperia oncophora is the source of this 531-nucleotide messenger RNA. The record is from the annotation of a GenBank genome assembly. NCBI's taxonomy places the organism in Eukaryota, Metazoa, Nematoda, Chromadorea, Rhabditida, Trichostrongylidae.